Messenger RNA from Cheilinus undulatus (humphead wrasse), 5229 nucleotides. It is a transcript of the gene trim66, whose product is annotated as tripartite motif containing 66. The record is from RefSeq and is a predicted model, not a curated record. NCBI's taxonomy places the organism in Eukaryota, Metazoa, Chordata, Actinopteri, Labriformes, Labridae. Bases 288 to 3917 code for a protein of 1209 amino acids. The transcript has 18 exons. Gene Ontology annotation, molecular function: protein binding; zinc ion binding.
GUGCCUCCAAAAUUUUGGCCGGUCUGAAGAGCGACAUCCGAUGGGGGGAUCGACACUCGGAGAUGCUCGGGUCAAGCGAGGCUGGGGUCCUACACAUGGAUGAACUGUGGGAGGAGAGAGAACAGUGAGGCUGUCAUGUAAGCCGUCUCCUCUGGGGCCACCUCUCGGUGCGCGCUGCUUCCUGCCUCAGGUAGAAGCCUCAGUGUUUCUGCUGCUGAGGCGUCAGGCUGCUCACUCUGCUCUCCUUUCCCUCCCGCUGAGAACCGCUCCGCUCUCAAAUCACUGAAAUGGAGAAGAGCUGCUCAGAGUGCCCAGAGCCGACACUUGCACAGAGCCUGUGCACACUCUGCAACAAGUGGUUGUGUUACCAGUGCACAGAUGUGCAUCAGCAUCAGAGAGCCACCGCCACCUCCCAGUACACAGAGCUUCACCAACAGCAGAGGCCCAGUGCCACCCAGUGUCCCGACUUGCACCAGAGAGGCUCCAGCUCCCUGCCUCCUACUGGACAAGGCCCAGGGUCGUAUCCUUGUCCCCUCCUAAUGUGCCACUCUCAUAGACAGGAGCCCUUGGAGCUGUUUUGCGAGUCAUGUGACCUCCUGUGCUGUAGCAGCUGUCACCUGUCCUCCCACAAAACCCACAGGGUGUUGCAAAUCGGGAAGGCCCUCCAGGAUCAGCAGUGGCUGUUUGAGAGCCUGAUGGUGCAGGUGGAGGAGAGGAGGUCUGCACUGGAGAACAAUGCCAAACAGAUAGAGGACAGACUUCAUGGAGUAAAGAUUGCACACAGGAAGGCAGAGAACCAGAUUAAAAUGGCAAAGAUGAUUAUGAUGAACGAGCUUAACAAACGAGCUACCCUAUUAAUAGAGCAACUGGAGAAAAUCUCAGAGGACUUUCAGCAGCGUCUGGAGGACCAGCUGCAGGGGGCAAUAGAGACAUGCAGCCAGCUGGACCAUGUUCAGAAGUUCAUCACCUGGGCUAGGACCCACCACUGCAGAGGUCCAGUACUCUUCAGCAGGGCUCUGAUUUCACUUCAGAUGCAGCAGCUGGUCGAGCCGUCAGUGCGCUCAGAUUCAGGGUGGAGUCCUGUCAAGAUUAAAUUCAACUGGGAUGCGAGUUACUGGACCAAGCAGAUUUCUACUCUAGGUCAACUGAAUGUUGAAGGGGGAAACUGCACGUACCCUCAGAGCUUGUCCUGCCCCAGUAUCCUGAGGCCUCAGCCCCUCACCUGCAUUGCUCUGCCGUCUGUGUGUCACAGAGGAAGGGAACCGGGGUGUGGAUACCAGGCCUGCUGUGAGCCCCAGAUGUGCUGCCUUCAUGGCAUUCCCUCUCAGCCAGAUCUGUCCAGUCUGGAGAAAACCCAGCUGGAUGCCACUCUGUAUAACCCCAGCUGUGUUCAGCCGACCCUCAUCUCCUCCCUGCACCAGAGCCAGCAGCUCCAAAGGUGCUGGGAACCAGACAGCUCCACGCAAUGUGCUUCACCUUCAUCACCUGUCCCGGUCAUGGGAAACGUCCAGCUUAACUGCAGUCGAGGAUCUGCAUCCCAGCCCCAGGCUGCCGCCACUCAGCCACAGUCUCAAUCAAAGUCUUAUCUCUAUCACCAACACCAGAAAGAGGUUCUUUUGGACAGCCAAACUCAGUCUGUGGACCACAGCAGGCCAGGCCAGUGUCAGAGAAGGCUGUCAAAUAGCUCAGUUCUGCAGCAGGACCUCAGCCAAACGGCUGCAGACAGAGAUGUGAUGGCUGAAGAGAACUGGGAGGACAGAUGCAGGGUGGAGGAGGGUCUUGGAGAACCAGCUGGGGUUGAAAGUAGAGAGCUGGAUGAAGAAGAAGACAGGAGAGAGCAGAGCCCUGUCCAUCUGCAGCUCCAUGUUCAUCCUGCUGCAGAGCAGAGGAGAGAGGAGCAGAGGACCAGAGCAGCACUGGCGAUCAGAGACCACAGAGACGGCAGGAGAUCCACGUCCCUGGAGGUGCCGGUGACAGCCCAAGAGUGUGUAUCUGACAUGCAGAGCAGCAGACUCAGCCCUAGUUUGGUGUGCACGAGGAGGAAGAGACGCUCCCAGAGCAUCCCUGCAGAAGUGGCAGCCCCAUCGAGCAGCCCUUACUCUGAAAGGCCCACAGGAAGCAGUCACAGCCCAGAGGCAGGAGCUGCAAAUAAGUAUACCAGUGUGGACCCCAGACAGAGGAGGGCUUCAGACGGUGUGCUUUGUGUUGUCAAAGAAUCUUCGACUGAGAUGCCCCUCUACAGGCGCCACCGCUCUCCUCUACUGUCCUACAAGACUGAACCAGAGCAAUUCCUCACCUAUGUGAAUGAUGAGACUGACUUUAAGAUCAAAGAGAAAAGCAGGCAGUCAAGAAACAAUCACAUCAGUAACAGAGAGGACUCAGCAAGGCAAAAAGUUCCUGUGGUUUGUUUGGAGCGUCUCAAAAUACUUGUGUCUCGACUCCCCCCACAUGGACGACGCCAGAGUGACCCUUUACCCACUAGCGAGACGGAGAAGAGUGAAACUCUGUCACGGGAGAGAACCUGGCAUGAUUCAACUCCAGAAUCUAGCACAACCUGGAAUACCAGUGAGUUUGAAAGCCAAGGGCAAUUGAGCUCUCGUGAAGCACACACGCUGCCAUCCACUGACCCCAAGUUUGUACCGCAAACUUACUCCGCUGUGGAUCUAGACUCUGACUCUGAUCCCAGAUCAGUCUCAGAAGAUGCUGUAUUUUCUUGGGACGAUCCAGAACAGCAGCAAAACUCUGAUCCAUCCCCAGAGUCUGACCCAAAUGCAGAGUCUUCCUCUGAAGCUGAGGAGAAAUCUGUGCCUCCAGAAGAGACGGAGCUCUGCGGUGAAACAAGGGAUUCAGAGCCAAGUCUGGAAUAUGAGGAAGACCCAGGAUCAGAGGAUGGACAAGGGCUGGAUGCUGUCGAGGAAUCUGGUGAUGGUGGAUCAGAAUCAGAUGUCCAGCCUGAGUAUGAUCCCAGGUUUCAGGCUGAUACAGAAUCUGAUGUAGCAUCUGAUCAGCCUGCAGACUCUCAGGGCUCUGUGGAGUCUGAGCUUGACUUGGACUCUGACCCUGAACUGACAACUGAUGACCCACAGCCACUCCGCUCUGACCUGGAAGAGGACUCGCAUAUUGGUCCUGGUCAGAGACCACUUCUGAUUGCAAACCCUGCUGCUCAAAGAGACACAGAGGAUGAUCAGCCUGACCAGGACAGUGCAGCGAUGGAGAGUGAGGACUUUUGUGCUGUAUGUCUGAUUGGAGGAGACCUGCUGUGCUGCGACCGCUGUCCUAAAGUCUUCCAUCUAUCCUGCCACAUCCCGUCUCUGCUCAGCUUUCCCUCAGGUGACUGGGUGUGCAGCCUGUGCAGAGACAUCAUGCAGCCAGAGGUCGAGUAUGACUGUGAGAACACGAGAACAUCUGAAGAUCAAACAUCAGCACUCGGACUCACUGAAUGUGACCAGAGAAAAUGUGAGCGGCUGACUCUCCUGAUCCUCAGUAACAUUCUCAGUGCUCCCUUCCACGAGCCGGUCAGUCCACUUGCUCGUCAUUAUUACCAGAUCAUUAAGAGGCCCAUGGACCUGUCUGUGAUCAGGACCAAACUCAACAAGAGAAACAGCCGACAUUAUAACUCAGUAGAUCAGUUUGUUACUGAUGUCUAUCUCAUGUUCCGCAAUUGUGCAAAGUUCAAUUAUCCUGACUCUGAAGUAGCCCAAGCCGGCCGCAGUCUUGAGUCGUUCUUUACCACCAAGCUAAAAGAAGUCUUCCCAGACCAAGUUUUCCCAGGCACUGAGGUGGACUCUGACAGCGAUGAGUAUGACGAGGCUUACAGGACAGCUGAGAGUGGUUUCCCCUGGCCAGAGAGGAGGGAGCAGUGCCACAGGAAGAGGAAGAGAAGACACUCUCUCAAGUCAAGGAGACAUAACUUCUAAUCAGAGGUGAAUGGAGGUUGCCCGUCCGCCCACGAUAAUGCUGUAUUUGUGUGUAAUUAUGCUGUUUAUUUUUUAGCAGCCUGCGGGGCUGCAGCAGUGUUUCCAUUCUGUAAUCUGAUAGAGGCUCUAAUUAGUGGAUUGCAAUAGUAUCACAGCACUGCCAUCCGAUGGCAGCUGAACAUACUGAAACUGUAGUUUAAUAAUUUGACAUGCUGAAGCUGUUAUUAUCCUAACAAACAAUAACUGAUCAGAGCAACAAAGAGUGUAAAAGACCAUUUAAAAAUGUUCCUAUCACAUAUUUCAAGAACAGUAUCUCUACUAGAAAAAACCGAGACAUGAAAACAGUCUAUCUGGUUGCUCCUGCAGCCUUUAAAGUGAUGCUGCAGCUGUAACAGUAUCAUGCUAUAUCUCACCACUGAUUAUUUACUGUUCAUUCACUGAACUUUAAUCAUUGUAUUUUAUUAGGACUUGUUUUGUCUCAUACCUGCUGUACUUGCUGUUCUGUACAAAGAGGAUGCUGUAGUUAUACAACUUUAAUCUCACUCUGCGUCUUUAUUAAGUGGUUUAUUUUAGGUGAUUAAUGUAGCUCGAUAUACACAGCACUUUGAAACUUUGAAAGUGGUAAAUACUUUGCCAGUAUUUACUCUGUUUGUAAACAUAUUGUACAUUUAUUUUACUAUACUUGUUUAAUUACUAAACGAUUGCUGGCAAUUAUCAUAAGUUUUAAUCUUGAUAUGAUUCAGAUGAAUCAGGAUGUGAGUGGCUGAGAGAAAUAUGACCAGUGCGAGAGCUCCAAAAGGCACCCAGUAUGUAUUUCACUUUUGUAAAUGAUUACAUAUCCAGAAUAGACAAUCCAGGACAUUUUUUACAUUUAGCUAUAAAUUUAGUUUGUGUAUAAAUCCUUUUGGCUUUCCCUCUCACCUCUGUUUGAGCAAAAUGUUGUUUUCUAAAUAUCUCAGGCUUGUUAAGAGUGUAAGGUACAGAUAUCAUUAAGUAAUAAUGGUAAGGAACGUAGAGCCACGCUGAAAGGUAAAGUAGAUUUUCCUUAACAUUUAGAUGAAGUACUGCACAAAAUGAUUGUCUGUGCACUCCUUGAUUAUUGUCAAGAGUAGUGGUUAUACAGUAUGUGUAAUGUUACUUCUUUUUAAAUCAAUAAAUGUAACAAUAUUUCCUCUUGUAUGAGGGAAAACUGACUAGUUACUGUUAGUGUCUUAGACAAGCAGUCUUAUUUUCUUUUUGUUUAUUUUUACUGUAACAGUCAAUGAUAAAUGCACACAUAUUAACAUCAAUAAAUGCAUUCAAGGUAAAAGUC